UUACUAAAAAAAAUUUGUUAAAAAUAGUUAGCAAUUAAAGAGCUUUUCGUAUUUCUGUAUGCAACAUGGUUUUAAACUAUGAUAAAAAAGAAAAUAAUAUGCUCUACUGUACACUUUUAUAAGCAUUUGUUCUAUAUAUUUUAUUACUAAUUUAUUGAAAUAUUACUAUGCAUAUUAUGAUAUGCUAAUAUGUGUUUUAUGUCGAUGCACUACUCUUUACACAAUAGAACAAAUUGUACUUAUAAGAUCAAUUUUCAAAUAUACAUUUUCUUUAUGUUCACUAUGUAUUAAAUAUUUGUUAUAAUAUAUGUUGUAAUAAAAAAUAUUGUUUGAGUAUAUUCAUGUAUACAAUUGCGUUAAAACUCAUGAAAUAUAAUAAAAUAUCACUGUAUAGAAAACGAAUAUUGAUAAUAUUCAUAGCUUUUUGCUGCAAUUAUCUCCAAGAACUCGUAUUGUGUUAGAUCAAUAUUUCUAUAUACAUAUAUAUAUUCUUUUCAAAUCAAUUGAAGUCUUAUAAAGUUAUCAUAAGGAAUUUUCAUUAUUUAGAAGAAAUAUAGAAAUAGUAAAAAGACAUGUGUUUGUGUCUUGGUGCUUUGAAAUCUGGUAAAACACUGUUGCUGAAACGUCUUCAAGGCGACGAAAUAGACAAUGCCACCCAUACAGUACCAACUAAUGGUAUCAAUUUAUUUACAAUUAAAAAUAAUACUGGUGAAUUUGAUAUAAUUGUUCGAGAGAUUGGUGGUAAUAUGGCACCAAUUUGGAAAUAUUACUUCGACAAGGUUUAUAAAUUAAUUUUUGUCGUGGAUACUAGCAAUCUUUGCCAGAUAAGUGCAGCCGGUGUAUUAUUGUAUUCGGCAUUAGUCGAACCAAGAUUAAAACAUAUAAAAAUUGCACUUAUUUUAAACAAAAUGGAUCUCUCUUACAGACAAAUGAGAAAUGAAGCUCUUCUUAUGCUUCAAUUUGCACGUUUGAAGAAAGAAAUAACUCAAGAGAUAAUUGUAAUUGAAACUAGUGGAAUAACAGGACAAGGUAUUGAAGACUUACGUAAUUGGUUAUUUGACCCAUAUACUUUAAAAACUGUAAAAAGUGUCAAUAGAUAAAUUAUAUCUCCAAAUUGAUGACUCUCUUUAUUUACACUAAAUUUUACAAAUAUGUAAAUUUAUUGCUAUAUUUGUAUGAAAUGGUUAAAACAAUCAUUUUAUUAUAAUGAAACACAAAUAGUAACAGUGUAAUAUUUAUACAGUUGAAAACUCUGUUACUGUAUUAACGUAGUAGACAGUAAUGAUUAUUAAAACGAUGUUAAAUGAUGGAUGAGUCGAAUAAAUGAUAAAGCUGCAGUAAAAUUGAAUUUAAAAAAAAAUCUCAUAUAUUUUGUUUUCAUAUAUUAAUUUAUAAUUGUGUGAAGAUAAUGUAUAUUAUAAUAAGAAUAACAGAGAAGGAAAAAUAUAAUAUUUACUCAAUUCGUAGGAAUCUAUCAAUACCAUUCAGUGCUUGCAAAAAUAUGUAGCAUUAAUGAAAAAUGCCAACAUUUAUUAUAGCUGCGAAAGUUGUUAAUUUUCCAAAUAUUUUCUAUAUAAAAAGAUAGCUUGUUCAUCAAUUCUAAUACUUUUUCUACAAUUUUAUGAAUAUGAUAAUG
Messenger RNA from Polistes dominula (European paper wasp), 1636 nucleotides. RefSeq names its product ADP-ribosylation factor-like protein 16. Lineage: Eukaryota; Metazoa; Arthropoda; Insecta; Hymenoptera; Vespidae. The record is from RefSeq and is a predicted model, not a curated record. Gene Ontology annotation, molecular function: GTP binding; GTPase activity.